Notodromas monacha is the source of this 2141-nucleotide messenger RNA. NCBI's taxonomy places the organism in Eukaryota, Metazoa, Arthropoda, Ostracoda, Podocopida, Cyprididae. The record is from the annotation of a GenBank genome assembly.
AUGCUCGCUAAAACGAAAUCAGCAGAACCCUGAUAUUAUUGGCGAGUGAAGGAUUUGCAGUACAAAAUAACUUCUUGGGGCCAGAGACGCUCCUUGCGGUCGGAGAGCUUCUACGUGUUCACCUACGGAUACCGGAUGUACAUCCGGAUUUAUCCGCGUCACAACAACGAGAACUUCUACAUUCACGUCGGUCUGACGCAAGGAGAAUACGACCAACUGUUGCCUUGGCCUUUCAAGCUGAAGCACUUCGUCACGGUGCUCGAUUUAUCCCAGGACAAGCCGGAAGAUUUGAACUCCAGACUUUGGGACCCGAAGGAAUUGUGUUCUGGUUGGAAUUGGCGACGACCUGCGACCGGAGACAACUACGAAUGCGUAGGACUUGGAUUCCCGAUUGACUUGCUGAAAUCCCGGAAUUACAUCGUGGAUGAUUCAGUGGUUUUGCGUCUCACCGUGUUCCUGGAUUCGGCUUAGAAACAUAUUUUUGAUCUAGAUACUCAGUAGUAUUAAAAAUGAUCAUACUAACGAUUUUCGGCAAAUUGCCUUAUAUAUUUGGUCAACGAACAAACAAAAACUGAAUUAAACAAACUCAUUUGAAGAUGGAAGCGUUUUUCGGUUCCAAGUUAUGAUAUCAAAGUUUUCUUAAUGUCAGAUCUAUAAUGACGGGAUUUUUGAAGUUUUAUCAGCAUUGAAAGAGAUUUCACAAGCUGAUUUCCCUCAAUAUCCUGAAAAGCAAGAGAUGAAAGUUUCGCACAUGAUUUCAUUAAAUGCAUGACCUGAGGGUGCCAAUUAAAAAAAAAUGUAUGCGGUCUGAUUCUACUGAAUCUGCAUAAAGUUACACUUCUUCUGUAGCAGUAAAUACCUUAUGCCUUGAACCUAAUAGUUUCAAAAGACAAACAUAAAUUUUAAAAAGCUUGCUGAAAAAGUGGAAAUAUUUUCUUCGCCUUCAUGCCGAAACUAGUAAACUCUCUUACACGUAUUGGGUUUUAUUUUUCUUUUUUUUAAAUCUGAUAUGAAAGCACAGUGAAGGUUUCCUCGAUAAUAAUUGAAUUCAAAAGAGGUGCUCGAGAUAUCGAUCAAUUGUUAUUUCUUGUGAAAUUAUCUUGUCCUGGGUUUAAGUGGGGUUUCCUGAUAAAUAUACAGUAUUUUAGCUCAUUUUUUAAUGGUAGAAACUGCCGUCACGACGUUUGACAACUAACAAAUGUGUCUUCAUUGCAUUUUGACUUGAUUUUAAACUGCUCAAGUUCCUGCUUCUCUUCCGCUUUUCAAAGCAUAAGUAUUUCGCAAGCCUACAGGUGGUGAAAAUACUUAGAAUGCGUAUAUUCAAUCAAAAAUUUUCAGAUUGUUGCUGGAGAUGAAUUCAGUGACAUACUGUAGUGGCAAGAAAUAACUAAAAAUCCCUCUAAAUCGGUAUAAAUUGUGUUAUGCAUAUUUUAUAUACUUAGACCUCAAUUUGAUUCUACAAUCAUGAUUCUACAAUCUUCGCUAAUAUGUCUUCAUCAGUCAAAGACCGGAAAACAUGGCGCCGAUUGAAGCUAGAAUUCGAGCAGGCUUCAAUGUAUUCUCUCGAUUAACUAUAGUAAUUGGUUCGAGCUGUCAAUGAAUCCACUCGUUCGAAGAUUGCUUAGACAUUAUCUGAUAUUUGAUUCGUUCAAGGGUUGAGAGAUAUGGCUCAUUAAGAGUCAACGGACCGAGAAACUCUGUUGCGAUGACAUCUAGGUGGUGUGCUCUCAAUCCCGUAUCACAGACGAUGAGGGUCGUCUUUAUUUUUACAUAUUUUAUUGAACCGGAAUAUUGUGUUUCGGAUCCAUUUUUUCUUCUUUUAUUUUUAUGUUUGAUUUGUUUGUUGAGUAACCUUACUGAUGGAAGAAGAUGCGAUUCGGCGACGCCCCGGCAAAAGAUGGCCUUCUGGGCAACUUCCGCGUGGUGUCGUCUUCGUGUUCCGCUUCCCGCUUGUCGCUUGAAGGCGGAAACACACAAAAAAACGCGGACUCAUUUGCUGGUUUCGGGAUUUAUUUAUUCAUUUAUUUAUUAACGGUUCCUUUGCGGGCAUUGUUCGGUACUGAACGAAAAAAAUAUAUAUACAUAAAUAUAUACAGUAUUGAACAGAGUUAUUUCUCUACACAGCAUAAACAAUUGACGGG